Molecule: messenger RNA, 4813 nt
Organism: Oryctolagus cuniculus (rabbit)
Lineage: Eukaryota; Metazoa; Chordata; Mammalia; Lagomorpha; Leporidae
Gene: NEK3
Product: NIMA related kinase 3
Biological process (GO): protein phosphorylation
Molecular function (GO): protein kinase activity; ATP binding
Source: RefSeq, a predicted model, not a curated record
UAGUAAAAGGCAUGUGAACGGACCCUAUACUUUGACCUCAGAGCAUAUGCAGGGCUUGUAAGGAUUUUUAAGGUUGUAACAGUGGCUGGGAAAUUGGGCAUAAAGGGUGAAACGUGGCUUUCAGCUAAGAAAAAUCUCGUAGCUCUGGCUUAGCAGGUACUCUCCAUUGCAUGGAAUAGAGGCCCCGAGGGAACAAAGAAAAGAGACACGGGAAAAGUCGCCCCCUUGUGUAGCAGCAGCCGCGGUGGCCCUGGCCAGUUAGAAUUCCGGUACAGGGUGGUUUUUCCUUCAUGCGCCCAAACACAUCCAGACACCUAACUGUUCUGGGAAAGAAUUGUUUUGGAUGACAAUGCAUCUGAUUCGAUGUAGAAAUCAUUUCUAGAUUUUCCUGAUAAUGUUGUGACUAAACAGAAAUAUAAACUGUAAGUUUUACACCUCACAAUAUUGUAGGUUUUGGGCUGUGAUUUUUGCUUUACUGGUCAUUCUCUUUAUGGGAUUAAAAAAAAAAACCCACCAUGAGCUUUUGUAAAAGUAAAGUUUUUUAAUGAAAAAAUAUGCACCCCUUUGUAAGGUCUUAAUAAUGAAGAUAUCUGCCAUUUAUUAAGGCGCUGGGAAUCUUACAUCUCAUUUUACAUUUUGCACACACUCUCAUAUGUAUUGGGCAGUCUGAAGUCAGUGUGUUUCACAUCUCAUUCCAGUUGCAGGCUCCUCUAGCUCAGCCUGUCUAAAAUGGAGUGGAUUUUUCCUUUCUCCCAUAUUCUGCCACACCUCUGCCAUGCUCCUACCACCAGAAAAAUCAAAGAAAAAGCUAGACACACCACCACUGAUUGUGCCUUUUUCUCUCUAGGAAUAUCGUCACCAUUCAUCCAGUUUAUGCCAGAAAUCUGGGAAUCCAUCGUGCCUCCGUCCUCCCUUCCUGUCCCCCAGAGAAAUCUGUAGCAAAAAUGUGUCAAUUGUUGCCACUUCUUCCUUCCCAGUUUCUUCUUCCCCACUGGCACCACCUAUGUCAUUGCACCAUCAUUUUCCUGCUUUGUCUACUCAUGGAGCCUCUGAUCUGGCCCCUCCAUGCCUCCACCCUCUGGUCUGCUCACUCUGCAGCUUGUGUGGGUGAUUUUUCUAAUACGCUUGUGUGAGGACUGUAUUGCCCUCCUGGUUAAAACCCUGCAGGGACAGCCUAUUAAUUACCCUGAGGACAAAAAAUCCAGCCAUCUAACUGUGCCUCGUAAUGGACUUCAGAUGCAGCCCUGUUGCUGUAGCCCCUUACAGUCUUCUUGAAUUCCUUGAACGUAAUCCCUUUUGCUCUGCAAUGUGCCAUUCCCUCCGCCUUGAUCACGCUUUCCCUCCUCUUUGGCCAACUUCCACUUAUCCUUCAGGCUCUAGUUUAAGUAUAUGUUUGCCCACUGCUUUGGAUAUUUCUGCUGUAAACCGGCAUGCUCUUCUUGGAAGACUUGCCCUCCACAUUUGUUGAGGUUUAUGGCCACCUCUGCAUGGGACAUCCCUUAUGCCAGAGACCAAGAGAGAUUUGUUCAGGAUUCCAACUUCUGACUCAGAGUUGGGGCUCAGUGUCUGCCUGUUGAGUGAAUAAUGUAGGGAGGGAAACUUUUUUCUAUGUCUUCUUAGAUUCAUGCUUGAGGCCCUGAAAAUUAAACUGACAAAAAGAGAUAGAUGGGAGAAAAAGUCUACUACAUCUCCAAAUUGUGAAAUGUUAAACCAAGACACUUACAUUUUAACUAACUCUGUGAUAAAUUAGGGAACAGAAGCUAGAUCAAGGACAGAGGCUUCUAAAGUGAAGAGCAAGAGGGUAAAUAUGUGGAAGAAACAACAGAGAAUAAAGAAACAACAGAGGAUAAAGAUUAUUUAGAUAACAGAAGAUAAAGGUUUAUAAUGCAAACUUAAAUUGAUGCCUUCCCUGUUGGUAACAAAUGUAUUCCUGGUACUGGAGGGAAAAACACAUUUACAAAGGUUAUUGCCAUUACCUAGGGGGAUGUUUGUAUUUAAAUGAAAGUGAAAAGGAUAAAGAACAAAUUGCUUUCAGCUCCAAGCAAUUCUUGUGCCAAAGUGGAAUGCUUGUGGCAAACUGAUCCCUUUCAAAGGAAUAAGCUGUGCCAUAUUGUGAUGAUUAGAGCUACUUUAGCUUGUAGGGGUGAAGAGAAAUUUCCCCUGUCUUCUAGAGCUUUGCCCAAAUGAAGUGACAAUAGAUUAAAGAGGAAAGGAGUUAUACACAUUUAUUAAUGUGCCUGGGGCAGGGUUGGGAUCACAGGUGUGUGAUUACCCACAAACCCAACAUGGUCCUGACACAUCUUUACCCCUUUUUCUGUAGGUGAGGGAGAAGAGGGGAGUUUAAGGGAAAUUGUGAAUGAUUUUUAGAGGAACUCUGUGGGCUUGGAGAACAUAAAUAGCCCAGGACAAAAAUCUGUUUUGCCUGCAGCAGAGACAGUGCGUUAGAGAUGCUUCUGGGACUGAAACUCAGAGAAUGGCUUACAAAAAAAUCUAUCCAGGCAGAAUUCACUCUUUCUUGGGAUACGAGCUUACUUAAGAGAAGCUUAGGGGAAGAGACACAGGUUAUUUAUAUCACUUUUGGCUUGUCCAAACUUUAGGCAGAUAAAGGCACUUUGCAGGUAGCCUCUCCUUGUACUUGAAGACGGAAGACAAGGUUAGAGGGACAUUGACUCUUAGCCUGCUUUUAAGACUUUUUUAAUUUUCUUUUGAUCAAACUUCUCAGCAUGCCAAAAAACACCACAUUUGGGGGAUAUCAUUUUUAGCCUCAACAGGAUGAUUUAUGCCUUUUGAAAGUGAAUGUACUUCUCAGAUGUUUCUGUUUUUGAAGGUAGAUUUGAAGAGCCCUUGGGGACUGCGUGGGUGGAGCCCAGCUGUGCGGGAGCCCAGCAUGGAUGACUACACAGUCCAGAGGGUGAUCGGCGAGGGCUCCUUCGGCAGAGCUCUUCUUGUGCAGCAGGAAAGCAGUAAUCAGCUGUUCGCAAUGAAGGAAAUAAGGCUCCCCAAGUCUUUUUCUGAAACACAGAAGUCUAGGAAGGAGGCUGUUCUGUUAGCCAAAAUGAAACACCCCAAUAUUGUUGCCUUCAAAGAAUCAUUUGAAGCUGAAGGACAUCUAUAUAUUGUGAUGGAAUAUUGUGAUGGAGGGGAUCUAAUGCAAAAGAUUAAACAGCAAAAGGGAAAGUUAUUUCCUGAAGAUACGAUACUUAAUUGGUUUACACAAAUGUGCCUUGGAGUAAAUCACAUUCACAAGAAACGGGUGCUACACAGAGAUAUCAAAUCCAAGAAUGUCUUUCUCACCCAAAAUGGAAAAGUAAAAUUGGGAGAUUUUGGAUCUGCCCGUCUUCUCUCUGAUCCCAUGGCGUUUGCUUGUACAUAUGUGGGAACACCUUAUUAUGUGCCUCCAGAAAUUUGGGAGAACUUGCCUUACAACAAUAAAAGUGACAUCUGGUCCUUAGGAUGCAUUCUGUAUGAACUCUGUACCCUUAAGCAUCCGUUUCAGGCAAAUAGUUGGAAAAGUCUCAUCCUCAAAAUAUGUGGAGGGUCCAUCAGGCCACUGCCUUCCCAUUACUCCUACGAGCUACAGUUUCUAAUCAAGCAGAUGUUUAAGAGGAAUCCCCUGCACCGCCCUUCAGCCUCGGCACUCCUGUGCAGAGGCAGCCUAGCUCCUCUCCUGGGGAAGUGCUUCCCCCCUGAGAUCAUCUCAGAAUAUGGUGAACAGAUACUAGAAGAAACCAAAAAGUCUAAGCAUAAUGCACCAAGAAAAAAGGCAGACACCAGCAGAAUCAGGAUUGCCUUGGGAAAUGAAGCAAGCUCGACGCAAGAGGGAGAACAUGGUAGAAAAUAUAGCCAUAGUGACUUAGAGAACAUUAAUAAAAAUUUGGUUGAGCAUUCAUUGAAGAGAGUCAACAGAGAAGAAAAAGAAUCAGACAGUAAGUCAGUGCAUCUGAGGCAAGCCGGCUCACCAGGCCCUCACAGGCGGCAGUGGGAGAAAAAUGUACCUGGUACAGCUUUGACAGCUUUGGAAAACGCGUCCAUCCUCACUUCCAGUGUAACAGCAGAGGAUGACAAAGGUGGUUCUGUAAUCAAAUACAGUGAAAAUAACACCCGCAAGCAGUGGCUCAAAGAGACCCCUGACACCUUGUUGAACAUCCUUCAGAAUGCUGAUCUCAGCCUGGCAUUUCAGACCUACACAAUUUAUAGACCAGAUUCAGAAGGGUUCUUGAAAGGCCCCCUGUCUAAAGAAACAGAAGCAGCAGACAGUGUGGACGGAGGUCAUGAUUGUGUCAUUUUGGAUCCUGAGAGACUGGAACCUGGGCUGGACGAGGAGGACACGGACUUUGAGGAAGAUGGUGACAAUGCCGACUGGGUGUCAGAACUGAAGAAGUGGCUGGAUGGCCGGGGGUGUCUGAUGGACCAGGCCGGAGGGGAUGCUCCCAAGUCACACGGAGGAGACGCUGCAAAUGAGGAAUUCUUACUAGAGUAAUAAUUAGUUUGUAGCGUGUAAUAAUAAUUGGUACUUAGGACAUAUAUUUGAAGGCAGAAUGAAGGGAGAAACUGUUAAUAUUUAAAAUAAUUCCUAAUAUCACAGAAUUAAAAAUAAUCUAGAACUUCUAUUAAUCUUUGAACUCGGAGGAGAAGGUACAGCAGAAUGGGUAGGAGCCUGGUGCUUUGAUGUCUAGUAGAACAGAAAUCGGAUGCCAGCUGCACCAUUCACUAGUUGUGCAAUUUGGGAAAUUACUUAACCUCUUUGUACCCCGAUUUCAUCAACUAUAAAAUGAGGAUAAUAAAGCCUACCUCAUAUGGGUGCCGACCUAUA